Closterium sp. Yama58-4 is the source of this 1134-nucleotide messenger RNA. Lineage: Eukaryota; Viridiplantae; Streptophyta; Zygnematophyceae; Desmidiales; Closteriaceae. The record is from the annotation of a GenBank genome assembly.
AUGCUCGGCCGGCCGGUUAGCCUCGCCGCCUGCGCAGCUCCCCUCCCAUCCGCCAAUAACGGCUCCGCCAUUGCCGUCCACUGCGCCGCGAAAGACGGAAAGGCGGCCGCCGCAGAGCCCAGCGCCUCUCACGGUCACACUGGCCGGCGCGUCGUCAAUCGGCGGCUGAUCCUCGGCGGACUUGCGGCGGGAAUGGCGGCGGUCGUGGGCUGCCCCAUUUGUGACUCUAACGGGGUAUCCUCUAUCGGGGCCGCAUUGGCCGCUGAUUCGAGCAAGGCCGACAACUCCGGGCCGAUGGAAUGGGGCGAUCUGUGCUCGGCGGGCGACGCGGCGCAGUCCGCAACCAGCGCCCCGCUGAACGCGGUAUCGAAGCUGACGCGAGACAACAGCCUCGGCAAUAUCACAUUCGCGUAUAAGAACGCCGACGCGUCGUUCCUCAACACGGGGCACGGCACAAUGCAGGCGAGUCGUUCAUUCGCCCAUUCUCCUCGCUGUUCUCGACCCCUCUCAACAAUGCCUCUCACCAAUGGUUUAUCUCCUCUAAACCGCUCACUCCCGCCGCCCACAGGUGAACUUCCCGGGCGGCAGCAACACGUGCGCGGUGGGCGGGCGGCAGCUGCAGCUGCUACAGUACCACUUCCACGCGCCCAGCGAGCACUCCUUCAACGGCGUGCGCUGCCCCAUGGAGGCGCACCUCGUGCACCAGUGAUGAUAGAGGCGGACCCACAAGCCCCGCGCAACCUGUGCCUGGAGGCUGCUCUGGCAUUCGCGCCGAGCGAGAAGAACAAGCAGAUAUCGGCGCCCCAGGAGUGCCUGGAGGUGGCAGUGGUGGGCAGGGGGGGUGCUCGCUCCGCCCUGCAGCAGUGCCUGCGCGUGCAGACCAGCCCGCAGCCACUGCUGCCAGCCACUGAUAGACCUGACGCCUCACACUCGUACAUUCACUACCAGGGCUCCCUGGCGGACCCUGCCUGCUCUGACGUGGUCGACUGGUUCGUGCUUGCCGCCCCUCUCAAGGUGCCCGACAGCCAGGUGUUGGAGUUCCUGAGCUACGUGGGCGACCGACGCACACUUGCCUUCAACUCCCGCCCCCGGCAGGACCUGGGCCCGCGCCGAGUCGCUGUGGGGCCUGCUUGA